AUUCUUUUUAAAAUGGAGAUCACAAAGAAAAUUACGUCAUUGAUUUUGAAACGAAAGGAGUAAUAAGUAGAAAUGAAGGGACUAAAUUUGGUUUGUUUUUAAACUUUGAAGGACCUCUUAAAACCCCCCCAAACCCCCCUUGACUGAAUCACCAUUCCACUUUUCCGGCAGAACUCAACUCUUUUUAUGGUUUAUGUAACUGGUAAUUUGGUAUAAUGCCCCGAAAACCAGCAAGACAUUGCAGACCAGCGCGAGGUCUACCUCUAAGUUUCUCCCCAUUUGCUCGUUCAAUGGCACGGAUUGCAUCAAAUAACAAGGUUACACACAAGGUUCAAAACUCCAGAUUUCCAGGAAAUAAUCUACCUAGCUCUUCAGAUGGAAGGAUGGAAAAUCACGGACAAAUAGACAAGAGUGAAGAUUCCAGUUCUUCCGAUGAUGAAGAAUUUGAUGGCACUGUUCAAGCAAAUUUUGAGUUCUUCGAUCCAAAACCAAGUGAUUUCCAUGGAGUGAAAAUCCUACUGCAGACCUACCUUGAUGAUAAGCAAUGGGAUUUGAGUGGUCUUGUGGAUGUAAUACUAGGUCAACCCACAGUGGGAACUGUUGUUAAAAUAGAGAAUGAUGAAGAUGAUGGUAUUUACUCCAUUGUCACUGCUCUUAACUUGGGGAGAUAUAAGGAUCCAGAGUGCAUGGUGGAUCUUAAAGAGUUCCUGCUUAAAGCAUGCCACCAGAAGGAUGUGGUCUCUAAAUUGAGCUUAUUUCUUGGAGACCAAGCCAACGAUGUUGGUCUCUUGGUUUCUCAACGAGUUGUGAAUCUUCCUCCUCAGCUUUUGCCACACCUUUAUGAUGCACUUUUUGAUGAAGUCUCUUGGGCUACAGAAGAUGAGCCUACAGAGGAGCUCCGGAAGUCUUUCUGCUUCAAGUUUUACCUAAUAAUCAGUAAAAUUUACAAGCAUAAGAAUGCGGACGAGCAAAAAGGGCCGAGUGGUGAUCAAACUAUUGUUUACAUUAAAGCAGAGGACGAAAUCUUUCACGAGUUAAGCUCUUGGUCCUUCAGUUUUCCUUUGCUUACACAGCUGGUUAGGACUGACGAGCUGAAAGAUUACCGGCUAACUGGCUUGGUAAUGGCAAUAGACGCGAGCAAAAUCCCUAUCUUUCGACAGAAGUUGCAUUCUUUAAUAGACGAGUGAUGCUUUGACGAAAUUCUACCUUAAUCAGUUCAAUUAGACCUAGGCGCCUCUGGAAGAUGUACAGGUUACUGCGCGAUGCCUCAAGCUGGACAUGAAGCAGUAAUCUGUUUUUUUGGCAGAUAGAUUGGUAGUAUUCAGCAAUGAUCUACCUCAUGGAGUUUUUGAAUUAAAUUGCUUCACAUAUUUCAAUCUUAAAUAAUUUUCUUGUGUACA
Capsicum annuum is the source of this 1400-nucleotide messenger RNA. RefSeq names its product protein BCCIP homolog. The transcript has 9 exons. Gene Ontology annotation, cellular component: nucleus. The coding region runs from base 216 to 1187 and encodes 323 amino acids. The record is from RefSeq and is a predicted model, not a curated record. Lineage: Eukaryota; Viridiplantae; Streptophyta; Magnoliopsida; Solanales; Solanaceae.